This is a messenger RNA of Tricharina praecox, 1324 nucleotides long. Its product is annotated as Extradiol ring-cleavage dioxygenase, class III enzyme, subunit B. Gene Ontology annotation, molecular function: zinc ion binding; oxidoreductase activity, acting on single donors with incorporation of molecular oxygen; ferrous iron binding. The transcript has 4 exons. Bases 402 to 1256 code for a protein of 284 amino acids. Lineage: Eukaryota; Fungi; Ascomycota; Pezizomycetes; Pezizales; Pyronemataceae. The record is from RefSeq and is a predicted model, not a curated record.
CAGCUUAUGUACCCACAACGAGCCUCACCUCAUCAGCACCGACAGCAUGGCGAUAUCCAUAUAUAAAACCGACUUCGCGUCUACAUCCAUAGCUACUCUAAAUCCCCAUCUUCGGAUAUAUACGAAACCGUCAGAUACAGAUAGCCAAGAUUGCUUCCCAACGCCCCCAAACCACCGCCGCCCCCACCGCCGCCGCAGCCCCCACUACUGGUAGCACACGGACAGUCCUCGCAGCUCUCCUCAUAGCUCUCGUCUCGAUUGCAAUCGUGUUUUCCCCCUCUUCAUCCAGCGGCGUGUUAAAACGCCUCUCCACUCUCUUCCGUCCUAGUACCGCCAUCACCACCACUACCACCACCACCACCACCGUCGCCGCCGUCGCCGCCAUCUCCACCGACGCAGCAAUGUCCACUUCUCCCGCCACCAACCGCACGCCGGUGUACUUCGUCUCCCAUGGCGGCCCGAACGUAAUGUUCGAGACGGAGCAUCCGGCGUUCAAACAGCUGCAGAAGAUCGGGCGGGAGAUUACGCAGAAGGUGAAGCCGAAGGCGGUGGUCGUGUUCUCUGCGCAUUGGCAGGCCGGUCGUAACAAGGUCGAAGUCAAUGAAGCGGAGGUUACAAAGUUAAUUUACGACUAUUACGGAUUCCCCGACCACUACUACAAAGUCCAGUACCCCAACGUGGGCUCGCGGGACCUCGCGCACAAGGUCAUUGGGCUGCUGAAGGAUGCGGGGAUUGAGGCGGAGGGAGUUAAGAGGGGGCUGGACCAUGGCGUGUUUGCGCCGUUUACCUGCAUGUUCGGUCCCGAUGAGAAUCCUCUGGGCGUCCCACUCGUCCAGGUGAGUCUCUUCCAAAACGAGGACCCGGAUAAACAUUACGCCCUCGGCGCGGCACUACAAAGUCUGCGCGACGAGAAUAUCCUGAUCAUCGGCUCCGGAAUGGCUGUGCACAACCUUCGUGAUAUAGGCUUCGCCAUGAUGUCUGGCGAGGAGCUUCCGUACGCCAAAGUCUUCGACAAGGAGCUCAAAAAGGCGGUUGUUGAACCGUCCACAGACGAGGAGAGGAAGAAGGCUCUCAAGGAGCUGCUGUGGCACAAGAGCGCGAGACAAGCACACCCAACGUUUGAGCAUCUAUUGCCGGUGCACAUCGCCGCCGGGGCUGCGGGUGAGGAUAAGGGAAAGCAGCUGUUUACGCUCACCGAAUUGUCGUUGAGUUGGGCACAGUACCGGUUCGGGGAUGUGGCUGAGCUGAUAGCUUAGAUUGUAGUGAUGCAUAUCUAGUGGUGGAGCAUAUAGCUGGCGCAAUGAUAUCCGUGGGAAUAUUGAAC